AUGUACCUUGCUGCCGCUGUUUGUUUGCAUCCCAGCCACUUUGCCCAGGCCACCGGCCUCACAGGCCUGCCGCUGCCCCGCAACACCCAGCUCCCGCCCAGGCUGCCCCCCAGCCACCCCGACGGUGGCUUUGUGGGGCAAGGUCACAUCCCCGGCGGUUCCGGAGCCGGAGUAGGGCAGCAAGCCCCGAGCAGAGGACUGGUGCUGGGGGGUUUUGUCCCUGGGGAUGGAGAGGCAGAGCUGGGGGGUCUCUGGGGGCUGGGGACAGCUGGCCUGCGGCUGUUGCUGGCCACUGCAGGGCUUCUCUUGGCUCUUGCAGGCUGUGACUCAGGCUUUGGGCAGGCAACAGCAAGGCACUUGGAUGCCAUGGGCUUUCGGGUGUUUGCCAGCGUGCUGGACCCGCAGGGUCCCGGUGCCCAGGAGCUGCGCAGGAGCUGCUCGCCAAGGCUGACACUGCUGCAGAUGGACCUGACCAAGCCUGAGGACAUCCAGCGCGUCCUGCAGCACAUCCAGGCCCACACUAACAGCACAGGACUCUGGGGCCUGGUGAACAAUGCCGGCUUCAACGACACCAUCGCCGACGCCGAGCUCUCGCCGCUGGGCAAGUUUCGCGCCUGCAUGGAGGUGAACUUCUUCGGUUCGCUGGAGCUCACCAAGGGGCUGCUGCCCCUGCUCCGCUCUGCCGGUGGCCGCAUCGUCACCGUGAGCAGCCCUGCGGGUGACCUGCCCUUCCCCUGCCUGGCAGCCUACGGGGCCUCAAAGGCAGCCCUCAGCCUGCUCAUGGACACCUUCCGCAGUGAGCUCCAGCCCUGGGGCGUCAAAGUCAGCCUCGUCCUGCCUGGCUACUACAAAACAGGGACGACGUGCGACCCUGCCUUCUGGAACCUGCAGAAGCAGCAGCUGGUGGCCAGCCUGCCCCGGGAGCUGCUGCAGGCCUACGGCGAGGACUACGUGGAGGAGAUCAACCGCCAGUUCAUCCAGUUCAUGAAGGUGGCGGUGGAGGACCUCAGCGCGGUGGUAAACAGCAUCACGGACGGGCUCCUGGCUGCCAACCCAGCUGUGCGCUACUACCCAGGGCAGGGCCUUGGGCUCAUGUAUUUCAUACACCGCUACCUGCCCUAUUUCGUCCGAGACUUGUUCUUGAAAGGAUUCUUCAUCAACCCCAAGCUGCCCCGAGCGCUGCGGCGAGAGCACCACAACGACACAAAGAAGGCCUGA
This is a messenger RNA of Nipponia nippon (crested ibis), 1218 nucleotides long. The record is from RefSeq and is a predicted model, not a curated record. Lineage: Eukaryota; Metazoa; Chordata; Aves; Pelecaniformes; Threskiornithidae.